This is a messenger RNA of Nycticebus coucang (slow loris), 6169 nucleotides long. It is a transcript of the gene SLC12A7, whose product is annotated as solute carrier family 12 member 7. Gene Ontology annotation, cellular component: membrane. Bases 244 to 3513 code for a protein of 1089 amino acids. The record is from RefSeq and is a predicted model, not a curated record. The transcript is spliced from 27 exons. Gene Ontology annotation, biological process: chloride transmembrane transport; chloride ion homeostasis; potassium ion homeostasis. Gene Ontology annotation, molecular function: potassium:chloride symporter activity. Lineage: Eukaryota; Metazoa; Chordata; Mammalia; Primates; Lorisidae.
CGAAGGCCCAGUGUCCAGGGUUCCGGGCAUUUCGGCGGGCGCGGGGCUGGGCUUGGGGUACCCGCGGAAAGUAGCCCCGCCCCGCUGCCGGCAAACUUUUCCCGGGGCCGCGGGGGCGGGCAGGUGAGGUCACGUGGCCCUGGCGGGGCGGGGCGAGAGGACCCCGCCCCUGCGCUCAAGUCCGGUAGCGGCAGCGGCGUCGGCGGGAGCCGGGCCGGAGCGGGCCAGAGGGCCGCAGCCACCAUGCCCACCAACUUCACCGUGGUGCCCGUGGAGGCGCGCGCCGACGGCGGCGGGGACGACGCGGCUGAGCGGACGGAGGCACCGGGUCCCCCCGAGGGCCCGGAGCUCGACAGCCCCAGCCCGGCAGGAGAUGGAAACCCAAGAGAAAAUGUCCCGUUUGUUAACAGUGUUGAAGUGGAGAAAGAGAGUUUCUUUGAAGGAAAGAACAUGGCACUUUUUGAGGAAGAGAUGGACAGCAACCCCAUGGUGUCCUCGCUGCUCAACAAGCUGGCCAACUACACCAACCUGAGCCAGGGCGUAGUGGAGCAUGAGGAAGCUGAGGACAGCCGGCGGCGUGAGGCCCAGACCCCGCGCAUGGGCACAUUCAUCGGUGUCUACCUGCCCUGCCUGCAGAACAUCCUGGGCGUGAUUCUCUUCCUGCGCCUCACCUGGAUCGUGGGGGCGGCUGGCGUCCUGGAGUCCUUCCUCAUUGUGGCCAUGUGCUGCUCCUGCACACUGCUGACUGCCAUUUCCAUGAGUGCCAUCGCUACCAAUGGUGUGGUCCCAGCCGGCGGCUCCUACUACAUGAUUUCCCGGGCACUGGGACCUGAGUUUGGAGGUGCUGUAGGCCUCUGCUUCUACCUGGGCACGACUUUUGCAGGGGCCAUGUACAUCUUGGGGACCAUCGAAAUUUUUUUGACCUACAUCUCGCCCAGCGCGGCCAUCUUCCAGGCGGAGGGGGCAGCCGGGGAGGCGGCGGCCAUGCUGCACAACAUGCGUGUGUAUGGCACCUGCACGCUGGCGCUCAUGGCCGUGGUGGUCUUCGUGGGUGUCAAGUAUGUCAACAAGCUGGCCCUGGUAUUCCUGGCCUGUGUGGUGCUAUCCAUCCUGGCCAUCUAUGCAGGCGUCAUCAAGACUGCUUUUGACCCCCCGGACAUUCCGGUCUGCCUGCUGGGGAACCGUACUCUCUCGAGGCGCAGCUUUGACGUCUGUGCCAAGGUGCACGCGGACAGCAAUGGUUCAGCGACCACCGCACUCUGGGGCCUCUUCUGCAACGACUCCCAGCCCAGCGCUACCUGUGACGAGUACUUUGCUCAGAACAAUGUCACUGAGAUCCAGGGCAUCCCCGGUGUGGCCAGCGGUGUCUUCCUGGAAAACUUGUGGAGUGCAUAUGCGAGCAAGGGGUCCUAUGUGGAGAAGGAGGGCAUGCCUGCGGCGUCCACGCUUGAGGAGAGCCGAGCCAGCGGGCUGCCCUAUGUGCUCAUGGACAUCACCACCUACUUCACACUACUGGUUGGCAUCUACUUCCCCUCCGUGACCGGUAUCAUGGCGGGCUCAAACCGGUCCGGGGACCUCAAGGAUGCCCAGAAGUCCAUCCCAACAGGGACCAUUUUGGCAAUUGUGACCACAUCCUUCAUUUACCUCUCCUGCAUCGUGCUCUUCGGGGCCUGCAUCGAGGGCGUGGUCCUGCGAGACAAGUUCGGGGAGGCACUGCAGGGGAACCUGGUCAUCGGCAUGCUGGCCUGGCCAUCGCCCUGGGUCAUCGUUAUUGGCUCCUUCUUCUCCACCUGUGGUGCUGGCCUGCAGAGCCUCACGGGGGCACCCCGCCUGUUGCAGGCCAUCGCCCGUGACGGCAUCAUCCCCUUCCUUCAGGUGUUUGGCCAUGGGAAGGCCAACGGGGAGCCCACCUGGGCCCUGCUGCUCACUGCCCUCAUCUGUGAGAUGGGCGUCCUCAUCGCCUCCCUGGACAGCGUGGCCCCAAUCCUCUCCAUGUUCUUCCUCAUGUGCUACCUGUUCGUGAACCUGGCCUGCGCCGUGCAGACCCUGCUGCGCACUCCCAACUGGCGCCCGCGCUUCAAGUACUACCACUGGACGCUGUCCUUCCUGGGCAUGAGCCUGUGUUUGGCCCUGAUGUUCCUCUGCUCCUGGUACUACGCGCUGGUUGCCAUGCUCAUUGCCGGCUGCAUCUACAAGUACAUCGAGUUCCGCGGGGCUGAGAAGGAGUGGGGUGAUGGCAUCCGGGGCCUGUCGCUGAAUGCCGCCCGCUACGCCCUGCUCCGCGUGGAGCAGGGCCCCCCCCAUACUAAGAACUGGAGGCCCCAGGUGCUGGUAUUGCUGAACCUGGAUGCUGAGCAGCGUGUGAAGCACCCCCGUCUGCUGUCCUUCACCUCACAGCUGAAGGCUGGCAAGGGCCUGACCAUCGUGGGCUCGGUGCUGGAGGGCACCUACCUGGACAAGCACUUGGAGGCGCAGCAGGCUGAGGAGAACAUCCGGUCUCUGAUGGGUGCAGAGAAGACCAAGGGCUUCUGCCAGCUGGUUGUCUCCUCCAACCUGCGGGACGGCACCUCCCACCUGGUCCAGUCAGCUGGACUCGGGGGCAUGAAGCACAACACCGUGCUCAUGGCCUGGCCGGCGUCCUGGAAGCAGGUGGACAAUCCUUUCUCCUGGAGGAACUUCAUUGAAACCGUCCGUGACACCACCGCAGCGCAGCAGGCCUUGCUGGUGGCCAAAAAUGUGGACUUGUUUCCACAAAACCAGGAACGCUUUGGCGGCGGGAGCAUUGAUGUGUGGUGGAUCGUGCAUGACGGUGGCAUGCUCAUGCUGCUGCCCUUCCUACUGCGCCAGCACAAGGUGUGGCGCAAGUGUCGGAUGCGCAUCUUCACGGUGGCCCAGGAGGAUGACAACAGCAUCCAGAUGAAGAAGGACCUGCAGACAUUCCUGUACCACCUGCGGAUCAGCGCCGAGGUGGAGGUGGUGGAGAUGGUUGAAAAUGACAUUUCUGCGUUCACCUAUGAAAAGACUCUGAUGAUGGAGCAGAGAUCCCAGAUGCUGAAGCAGAUGCAGCUGUCCAAGAACGAGCAGGAGAGAGAGGCCCAGCUAAUCCACGAUAGGAAUACUGCGUCCCACUCAGCUGUAGCCGCCAGGACCCAAGCCCCGUCCACUCCAGACAAGGUACAGAUGACCUGGACGAGGGAGAAGCUGAUUGCGGAGAAGUACAAGAACAGAGAUGCCAGUAUGUCUGGAUUCAAAGACCUCUUCAGCCUAAAACCAGAAUGGGGACACCUGGACCAGUCUAACGUGAGGAGGAUGCACACAGCAGUGAGGCUCAAUGAGGUCGUCCUCAGCAAAUCCCAGGAUGCACAGCUGGUCCUGCUGAAUAUGCCGGGGCCUCCCCGCAGCCGGCAAGGGGACGAGAACUACAUGGAGUUUCUUGAGGUCUUGACUGAGGGGCUGAACAGAGUCCUCUUGGUCAGGGGUGGUGGCCGCGAGGUUAUCACCAUCUACUCCUAACACCGGACAGCACCGGGCUGCGGUGGACAAGCAGAUGGGCUCACCCAAGAUGCAGCCUGACCUGUCCCUAGGGCCUCCCUUGGAAGUUUCUAGACCUAUCACCCGGGGCUUUCCUAUUCCAGGCAGGCUUAAACGAUGGGCCAAGAGGGGAGUGCGGCUGGAAGUUUCCUCAUGUCUGAGGGGAGACAGCAGAGUGGACAGAGAAGCUUCUGGAAGUGCUUUCCCUGACGGGGCCUGUCCAGCUUCUGGGGCAGUCAUGCUUCAUCUGCCCAUACUGGACAUUCUUGAAAAGCCCAGCUGGGCUGAAGCCGUCUCUGGGCACUGAUGAUGACACAGCAGCCUGGGGCUCACAGCUUCGUUCCUCUCCCGUGUCCGUGCACAUUAAACUGGUGCGCAAAAGGACUCUGUCCAUGCCUGUAUCCUUGGCUUGGCUCCGUAGACCAAGGUCAGCGUACCCUCCCACGUGGGGAGUGGGCUCACAGACAGGCCCACAUUUGAGGCAGCCAAAUGGACAAGGAGCCCAGUUUCCAGGGUUGCAGCCAGUUGUCGCUGGGUAUGUGGGCAGAUGCCAGUAUCUUCCUGCCCCGGCUCAGAUCUGGGAAGGAGCAUGUUCAUCCGUCCACUGCAGUCCUGUCCCAGCCUCUGCUCCCCACCAGAAUCCACCCCUGCUUUUCCUCAUAGCACUGACUGGGCCCCUGCCCUGAGCACAGGCUACAGAUGGUGGCACCUAUGGACCCCAGGGCAACACACACACAGUGAAUGCCAAGCCUUCCCCACGGCCUGGGAGAGCCUUUCAGAACUGCUGGCAGACAUGUUGUCCUGCCCUCCCCUGGGCUCAGACACAGGAGGCCCUGGAGCAUCAAGUCCUGCUGAGCUUAGUGUGCCCUGCCUUGGGCUCCUGGUGUACACUGGAAUGCACAGUGGCUUCCAGGGACCUGGUGGCAUCUGCACUUUGCCUUUGACCCCUCUGCUCUGUAGGUCAUGAUCACGCUCACAGGCUGCAGGUGGUGGCAGUGAUUUGUGCUUCCCUCCUAUGUGGCUUAUUUAUUUAUUUAAACAGACGCUAGGUUGUCGGUGAAGAGGACCCAAACGGCCACGCCCUUGCCUGCUUCCCUCUGGCUCUCAGGCUCCCAGGACUGUCCACCCCGCACGGAGCUGCAGCCAGGACAGGCUUUCGGACACUGCUAAGUGCUGUGGACAGCAUGGGACGCUGGCCUUGGGGCAUGUCCCAGAUGGUCAGCGAGUCUAGGGGCUUCUGUGCUAAGUUAAGCAGCAAAACUCAACUCUUGAGAGUAAGUCCUGAAGGUGCUGUGUCCGAGCAGGGCAGGCUGAAGGCACAGCAGUGUCAGCACCAGCUCUGAGUGUUGGUCAGCAGCUGGGAGUGGGAGGUCAGCAGCUGAGAGUGCUGCCAGAUGGCUGAAGCUUCGUUCCCUCAGGGUGCAUUGCAUGGGCUCAGCUGUCGGGCCCCAGCACUGCCCACAUGUAGCCUGUCAGCACCCAGCUCCUUUCCAUUGUAAACAUGUGACCAGUAACAGCAGCCAUUUAAAAUUGAUUUCAUGUUUUCCUAUUAUAGGUUCCUUGUCUUUGUAUGACUUUGUUUGUAGAAGAAUAAAAUGUUUGUAGAAGAAAAAAAUCCUGUGAAAUCUGGUCACUCAGAAGACCCCUGGGACGUUUGGGUGAAGAAAGAGUGACCUGGCACAGCCAGCUUUGGUUUCUCCAGAGGACAGUCCUGCCUGUCAGCCCCAGAUGGAGGCAGCUUCCCCAUGCCCUUGGGUGACUUGAGGAGCGGCUUGUCCUGCACCUUCAGCCGGGACUGCAUGUCUAGGACUCGGGCAGCAGGCUCUGUGGCCAACGUGGCAUGAUCGGCCAACACCUGGGACCUGCGGUGCUGCAGCAGGUGUGCAUCCGACUCCUGGGAACGCGACCUGUUCUGUAGGUGUGAGGCCCUGCCGUGGUGCUCCUGCCUGGCCGGCACCGGAGGGGACCCUGGGGGCAGGGACAGAGUGUGAGGCCUGGCAUGCAGCACCCAAACCCGUGGGUUGGGUUUCUGACUUCUCUUCACAGCAGUGACACAUUACCAAGGGCCACACUGGGAACAACUACACAGGGACCUGCCACAGGCUGCCUGGGAGCCGGGUCUGCAGACAGCCAUGUGCCCAAAGCAACUGCAGGAAGAGGUGAUGCCAGAACCCAGGACGUGCCCUGCCCAGGGGACCCUACUGUCACCCAUAGGAAACGGGUCUGGUCACCUUAGGUGACCCCUGCCUGGCUCCACCCUGUUCUCCUUGAAUGCAGCCCCUGACCACAUGGUGGGUCCUACGAGGAGAGCGUCUCUGGCAGGGCUGAGACCCUGUCUAAGGCAGAACAUUGUGUUAUGUCAGAAAAUGUGCAGCAAAGGGGCCUCCAGAACUCAUUUCCACUAAAUCUUCCUUAUGAAAUAGAUUCUGGGAAGGCCCGUGGGCUGCUGUCCCACAGUGUGCUGUUUAAGCCUGUGAGGGCACAGCCCUGCGCACAGACUAGCCCAAGAGACAAAGCUCAUCCAGCUAACAGACUGCUUUAGCCACCUGCACCCGGGCCACAGCCCUUUAGCCAAGGUAUUUCAGACUCAAGAAGCUCCUCAAAGACAUUUUAAAAAUGUUUGAAUUGCUUAAGCAGA